Messenger RNA from [Candida] anglica, 5808 nucleotides. NCBI's taxonomy places the organism in Eukaryota, Fungi, Ascomycota, Pichiomycetes, Serinales, Debaryomycetaceae. The record is from the annotation of a GenBank genome assembly.
AUGUUAUCUAAUUCCGACUCAUUAAAGAGGUAUCUUUUACAUCUCCCUGCAAAUUCUCUGUUUUCCUUUACAAAUGAUCUGAAACGAGAUAUUCGUAAGGCAUUAUUCUGGGCCAUAUCGGGCCAAGGUCAAUUCUUAGAUUGGAUAUUCCCCAUGGCAUUUAAAGGAGGCGCUGAUUUAUCUGAGGUAGUCUCACGUAUAGAGGAAUUCAACUGGCUGUUCAGUGAGUACUGUAAAUCUUCCUUGGCACAACAAUCUAGAGAAGGUUGUUCUCAACUUUCUACUAAACACAUACAUAAUCAUCACGCCUUCCAUGAAAAUCUGCCCUGUGCAAGAAUUUUUAGAAAGGGUGAGCCUAUAUAUCGUUGUCUUACCUGUGGGUUUGAUGAUAAUUGUGCUCUUUGUUCACAUUGUUAUCAUCCUCAAUAUCAUGAAGGUCAUAAAGUACAUAUUACUAUUUGUCAAAGGGAAAAUGGAGGAGUAUGUGAUUGUGGAGAUCCAGAAGCUUGGGUGAAUCAAUACACCUGCCCAUAUGCGAAAUCAGUAGAAGAUGAAGAGACAGCAGCAACAACUCCAGAAGUUAAAGCAACUCCUAUAGAUCUUCAAAAAUCCUUUUUAGAAACUAUUGAGAUUCUUUUGGAUUAUGUUAUAGAUGUGAUGUCACAGUGUGAACUUCAAUUUGAUAACCCUCAAGAUAUUGAAUUGAGCCGAAUUCAUAACGCAACUUUUAGAAGCAGCUUGAAUUCUUCCAAAUAUGGAUACUCUGAAUCAAUUGGGGAAGAGGCAUUGGAUAGAAAUUCAGAGAAAUUUUAUCUUAUGGUUUACAAUGAUCAAAUACGACACUAUAGAGAUGCGGUGCAACGAAUUUAUCUUGCUAGUAAGAAAGUUCCACAAUUUGCCGAAAUGAUUACUGAAAAAGUACAAAAUUUUGGAAAAGCAAAGGUAAUAAGUUCUAAAGAUAUUAAUCUUUUGCGAGAAAGACAAAGAACACUUGCUUCCACUGGCUUAGCUACUUGCAUUCGAAGUCACAGAGACAUUUUUCGAGAAGACAUGUGUCACGAAAUACUUACAUGGAUCUAUGAUCUUACAGAAAGUGAAAUGUUCAAAUCGAAUAAUGAUUUGAAGAAUCUAUUUUGUAGAGCAUUUUGUGGGAAGUGGAACAAUGGUCUUCUUCAUUAUUCUCAAGUUGCUGAUCCGAGCUAUAUAUACAAGGUGGGGACACUUGAUCCAAGUUUAAGGAUUCCAAAGAUUCCAUCUUGUCGAUCGCAAGCGGGAAAUUUAGAAACAACAGAAACCUUACAGAAAUCUGCUGCUCAUUGGUCAUUCACGCCUUCGAAGUGGCAACUUCCUCAAAGCAUGUGUGAAGAAUGUGAAUACAACUUGACAGAUAUAGAUUAUCAACCAGACACAAGCCACGUUGGCUCUAGAUUUCAAUAUUUUAUUUACCUUGAUGUUAGAUUUUGGAAAUCUAUAAGAAUUCUACUUCAUGAUAUGUUUUCAACUUCUCUUAUCACGAAUUUGGAUUAUAAAUAUAUAAUCUGCUGUCAAUAUGUUGAUAUAUAUCCUGCUAUUGCUGAUAUGUUCUUAACAAUGGAUAGAGAACCAGAGUUGAGUGUGAUGUGCACAUUAUCUACACAACUUUUCACCUGUCCUACAAACUCUACGUCUAUAGUUGAACAUGGUGAUUUAUCCCGAAUUUUUGCAUCAAUAUAUGGGUUUCUCACUGUGGAAGAAAUUGGAUCGCCUCAAAGCAUUGAACUGACACAUAGUAUAUCAAUGAAAAGUUUGAAGAAUAGAAGGUGGGGUCAAAUAUUCUUUGAUAUUGGUUAUAUCUUGAGCAGAAGUAAAGAUUCAAAAUCCAUUCUAGCUAGCAAUAUCGUUCCUAUGGCGUGUGAUAUUCUUGCAUUAUUCCAAGGUAGACCUGUAAUGAAACGAGAAUCAAAAAACCAUAUUGAAUACGAGAAUCCUGAUUAUUCUGCCUUUUUCCAUGCUAUUCUGGUCAUCUAUCAAUUUGCCGAUCAUAUUGCAAGUUGUUUAUGUUAUUUGGGAGACAUUUCCCGGGGUGAACAAAUGGAAAUUUCUAGAAAUGUCAUCAGAUACGUUGUUAAAUUUCUUUUGAGACUCGAAAAUGCAGAAUAUCCCGGAUUAAUUGAUGAUUCUGUAGAUAUCAAACUCUCUAAAGAUCAACUUACCAUGUUUGAAAAAUCAGAGGGAGGUAUUAUUCAAAAUUAUGGUAUUGAUAAGGAAAAGGUCAGUUUCUUACAUCCCAUCCAUUCGUUCUUAUCUUGGUUAAUAGAACUCUCAGAAUUUGAAUCUCCGAAUACAAUAAAGGACGUUUUUGGAGACGCCAUUCGUGAGUUUUCAAUGUAUUCCGAUGAUACAUACAUUACUAUGAACUCCAGUUUACAAUUACGUGAUAUUGAAGUCGGAACUAACUAUGCAACAUCCAUAUUUGAAUACCCCAUUAGAACAAUUGUAUUAAUGUCUCAAAUAAAAUCAGGAUUUUGGGUCAGAAAUGGAUUUAGUGUCCGUUCCCAACUUCAAUUAUAUAGGAAUACUGGUUUACGAGAAAGUGGAUAUAUGAGAGAUUUGUUUCUCACUCAAGUCUUUAUUAAUACCAAUAAUCCCAACCUUGUUUGCUUCUUGUUAUUCAAUCGUUGGUUAUUAAUGGAUGGUUGGAUAAACAAAAAAAGUAGUACUGGUGAAGAUAUUGAGCCAUCAUAUGAUCAAAAGACAUUGCCUUAUAUGAUUGAAGAAUGUUUAAGUUUUUUUAUUCAUGUAUUGACCGAAGAUCUUUACUUGAGAGGAUUGUCGAGUGAAAAAAUUAGUGAGUUAAGAGUACGUUGUGAAAUUAUUCAUAAUUUGUGCUUUGGCCCUACUAAUUAUACAAAAUUAUGUUCUCAAAUUCCGGACCAUAUUUCAUCAGAAAAGAAAUUUGAUUUGAUUUUGGAAGAAAUGGCAACAUUUGUUUCACCGGUUGGCUCAAAUGAUAUUGGAGUUUACAAGUUGAAAGAGAAAUACUUUGAAACUUUAAAUCCAUAUUACUUUAAUUAUACCACAAACACCAAAGAUGACGCUAUUAAGUUGGCCAAGGAAAGAAUUCAUAAAAAAACUGGAAAACCUAAAUCGGAAAUUGUUGUGGUGCCUACGAUAAGAAAGGCUUCAGAAUUGGGGGUUUACAAAUUUAUUGGUAAUUUCUCGAUAUCCAUUUAUUUCCAAAAGUUUUUAUUAACAACUCUUGAAUAUAUCACCAAAGAAGGUAUUGAAAAGGCUGACAGUUUAUUGGAAACAAUAUUGCACUUAAUCCAUAUUUGCUCAUUCGAAGAGACUAUUGAUACUGCUACUUUCGGUACAUUUUACGAUGUAUUUAUUGGAAGACCUGAAGGAAUGAAUCAAUCUAUCGUUGCUUCUUUGUACCAUAUUUUAACUAACGAUGCAUUCAAAGACCAUCAUGCGAAGAUCAUGGCGAUUUAUAAGGUAUUGGAAAAUAAAUACCAUACAUUAUAUGAAGAACUUAAAAGAGAAGUUCCAAACUUUUCUUUCGCAAACCUCGAGGUGGACAACAGCCAGUCACUGGAAGAAAAUGAGAUUGACCGCAAGAAAAGGUUAGCAAAAGAGAGACAAGAAAAACUUAUGGCUAAAUUUAAAAAGCAACAAUCUCUGUUCCUUCGAAAGAAUUCAAUUGAUAAUGGUGAUUGUAGUGAUAUUGAUAUGGACGAAUAUGACGACGAUGUUGGUUGGAAAUUUCCAGAAUCACAUUGUUUGCUAUGUCAAAAUGCAGCUGAAGAUGCAGGUCCCUUCGGUAUUAUAACACACGUUUCCAAAUCAUCAGAGUUUCGUGUUGUCCCAUUUGAUGAUCAAUAUUGGUUUUUAAAAUCAUUCUCCGAUGGUGUAAGUUUGGAUGUCGAUGAGAAAACUACCCCUCAAGACAUUUACACCGAGAAGUGGAAAACUUAUAUGAGCGAUAUAAAAGAAUCCAACGUUGUCGGACCAGGAUUCCCAAAUCAACACGUUGACAGUAAAUUAGUGUCUCUGAGUUGCGGACAUGGGAUGCACUUUCAAUGCUACCUCAACUAUCUUAACAGCAGUAGAAGCAGAGCUAGUCAAAUUACUAGGAAUACACCUGAAAAUGUUGAACAUAAAGAGUUCUUAUGUCCUCUUUGCAAAUCUAUAAACAAUAUGUUUAUUCCAAUCCUUUGGAAUUGUAAUAAAUCGUCCCUUUCCAAGUUUUUGAAAGCACCAGAAAACUCACUUAUUCUGGAAUAUGGGUCUUUUGGUUUAUUGACCAGAGAAAAACUUCGCGAUACUGAUUGGUUUAAUGAGUUUGUCGAAGGAGCAAAGUUGGAUAUCACAUCCGCUUCCAACUUAACUGCAGGUGCUCUUGAAAUGAUUCAAAAAACUUCAUUAGCGUCAGAAUCAACUACGAAUCAACAAUAUUUCCAAGUUUUAUUAUCUGACAUGUUCCAAACACUUGCGCUGUUAACAUUCCCGUACAUCUUCAAAGCUGAUUCCGUGAUAGUUCUAGUCAACAGUAUCAAAUCGGCAGAGAUUGGUUUGAGAGGAUUGUCAUCUAAUGGGGGUAUUGUUAUCAACCAACUAUCAAAUAAUUCCUUGAUUAAUUUACGAACUUUGAAUGAAUUCAGGAAUACUAGCCUAUACAUUAAAUCUAAUUACGCUGCCACAAAUAAUCGCCAACGAGAGCUUUAUGUAAAACUAUUGGCUAAUUUAAUGUUCUUAAACGAGGAUUCAUUCAACCAAUCCGUAUUACAGCAGGAUUUCUUUGAGCUCUUGGUCAACAUGUUUCCUUUGCCGACAUGUGGUUUUAGUUUCAAUAUAAUUUUGAAAAUGUGCUUUUUGGGCCACGUUUUUCAAACGUUCAAUACCAUAUCAACUCAAAUUGCUCGUCAUGGAUACUAUGAUAAUGGUAAAUACUCAAUAUUGGAUGUUCCUAUUUUUAGUGGCAUUAGUGAUGAGAUCGCCGCUUUAUCAAUGUCACUUUUCAGAAGAAUCACAAAGCAUGACCAUCUUUUGAAUAACUUGGAAGUAGGAAAGGUUAUUUUUUCAAUGGUAGUCAAAGCGUGUACUCCAUUUUUGAGAAGAGCAGCAAUAUAUGCGUUUGUUUCUUGUGCAGAUGUCGAGAAUUACUUCACAGAGUAUGAAAAUGAAGUAUGCGAAGUUAAUAAAUUAUGCACCUUUUUAGGUAUCGAUACUUUAGAGCAGUUGUUUUUGAAAUUUAAAUUCGAAUCAAAUGUCGAGUCUAUCAAGUUGAGAUCAUUUGUCGAGUACAUGGAGCAACCCAAAGCACAAAAUUCAAUUGAAUUGGAUAAGGCUCUUGAGUAUCCUGGGAUAGUUAGGCUAGUGGACUUGCCCGAGAGAUUAGAUUUCUUUUUCACUAAAUAUUAUUAUCUGGACAUUUAUGAAACUCCUCAUAGAAGAAUUGAAAAUCCAGCAAUCUGUCUAUUCUGUGGUGAUGUUCUCGACGUUCAAAAAUCAGCAAAAUCAGGAAGGGAAGGUCAAUGUACAACACAUUUCAUGAAGGAAUGUGCUAAUAAUGUUGGAAUUUAUUUACUCCCUAAAGAACGAUGUUUAUUACUUAUGCAUAAAAAUGGUGGUUCGUUCUACAACGCCCCAUUUUUGGACCAGCAUGGCGAAUUACCUUCAGAAUCAAAAAGAGGAAAGACACUCUACUUGAUGGACAAAAGAUAUGACGACUUCAUUCGAAAUGUUUGGCUUCAACACGAUAUCCCUAAUUACAUCACUCGGAAGCUUGAUAGUGUCAUGGAUGCAGGGGGAUGGGAUACUUUAUAG